GCAUUAUGGUAGCCACCCGUCUGGAGAGGCUACUCAUUUUCCACACUCGGUACUCGCCCCAUUUGCAUCGAAAAAAUCGCCUAAUACUUAGGAAGUAUACCAUCUGGUCGUACGAAUUGGAUAAUUUCAUGUUCUGUGGUAUCGCAGCUUGGUGCUCCUACUGUGAAUUAACGGGAAAAGGGAUCAAUUUUGCCAUAAUUCUCGACUGAAACUGGGAGAGGUGUGGACUAUCGGGACGUUUCGGCUGCAUUCGGAAAACCUGGCUAGACUUCGGCCUUGCAGAUAUUAUUAGCCAGACUGGUGCAAAUAUACAUGGCAUGUAUGCACAUACAAACGUGGGUAUAGCAGAAUGCACCCCUUGUAGCGAGCUUUCUACAUAGCUAGCUAUCCGUGCAUGUAUAGUGUGUGCGCAUGCAGCAAUGUGUGCAUGCAGUAGUAUCAUCGGUCCAGAAAUCAUGGCAGGCGCUUAGGUGAAGCCACAUGAGAGGUUGUAACGAGCGGAGGUUUCGCCGUUUUAACCCGGGGAAGGUGCCUAGCCCGGCGAUUUCUGCAUACAUUUGUUACAUGAGUAUGGACCGCCAAACCGAGUCUUUUGUAUGCCUAGGUUUGAUAGUUAUCCUGCUACAAAAUACUGGUAGAUCACAAGCUGAGUGCUCCAAGAGAUUCACCGACCUGUCUGGCCAAAUCAUUGACACACUUCACAAAGACAACCGAGGCAACAACAACCGAGGUACCUCCCACACGUCCACCUGUCGCUACCGGGUCUGCGCCCCUCCGGACCACUACAUAGUGCUGAACAUAACCCGGCUGGAAGGGACGCCCCUUCCCGCCGCCGGCCGCUCCUGCCUACCAAGGGCGGUGAUAAAGAGCGGCGGCCCCCUGGGUAAGGCCGCUACCCCGCUGGCCACGCUCUGCCAAGGGGAGCAGCCCCUACCUCUGGUGGUGCAGUCACAGGGUAACGAGCUCCGCAUCGUCUUCAGGAGCCAGGGCUGGCAGACGAGCACUUUCCAGGCUUCCUUCACCUUCCAUAAGAGAACAGGUCCAUCUUCUUGUAUAGCAUGCCCUUUGGUGCAAAAGCUCAGCGAGUCAAUGAAUGCUUCUUUCACGUUGCAACCUCAGAACGAGUCACAGAACAGUCAUUUGGAGGUGCCAGAUGUCCACCCACCCAUCUCCUCCACCUCUGUACCACUUGACAUCUUUACACCACCGAUGUCCUUGCCCUACCUAGCACCAUCGAUCUUCUACACCCUCUACCACCUCAUGCCUCCGCCCUUCCAGUCUCCUAUGUCUUGCUAUGACGGUCCACCCUGA
Molecule: messenger RNA, 1311 nt
Organism: Strongylocentrotus purpuratus (purple sea urchin)
Lineage: Eukaryota; Metazoa; Echinodermata; Echinoidea; Camarodonta; Strongylocentrotidae
Exons: 5
Coding region: 481-1311 (276 amino acids)
Source: RefSeq, a predicted model, not a curated record